Messenger RNA from Hypanus sabinus (Atlantic stingray), 2202 nucleotides. RefSeq names its product ADP-ribose/CDP-alcohol diphosphatase, manganese-dependent (gene adprm). The record is from RefSeq and is a predicted model, not a curated record. The transcript has 5 exons. Bases 173 to 1204 code for a protein of 343 amino acids. NCBI's taxonomy places the organism in Eukaryota, Metazoa, Chordata, Chondrichthyes, Myliobatiformes, Dasyatidae. Gene Ontology annotation, molecular function: ADP-ribose diphosphatase activity; 2',3'-cyclic-nucleotide 2'-phosphodiesterase activity; manganese ion binding.
UGUGGGAGGCGGAUGCUGCUUCGAGGGGGCUCCAGAAUCAUCUGCAGUCGCUUUCCUGAACAUGUUCAACUUCUUAGAGAUGGGUAGCUGAGGUGUAACCCAGUUGACCUCCAGCUCUCUUCCUAGCAACUCUUUGAGGUGGUGGACAUGUGGAAGUGAAGUACUUAAGAGAAUGGAGACAGAAGCAGCUGAAAAUAACAUGUACUUCACUUUUGGAGUCAUAGCCGAUAUCCAAUAUGCAGAUGUACAGAAUGGCCAGAACUAUGCAAGGACAAGAAACCGUUACUAUAGAAACAGCCUCCGUUUGUUGCGCAAUGCCAUCAAAGAAUGGAAUGAAGAGCCUGUUGCUCCCAAGUUUAUUCUGCAGCUUGGUGAUAUAAUUGACGGAUGCAAUUCACAGAUAAAGGCCUCAGAAGAAGCACUUCAAACAGUAAUAAAUGAGUUUAAGAAUUGCCUGUCUCCAGUGCAUCAUGUCUGGGGAAACCAUGAAUUUUACAACUUUGACAGGAAGCAAUUACUGAAAUCUGUUCUCAAUAGCAAGCACCUGGAAGGUGACAUAGUAUCGGGUAAUGUGCCUAGUAUCAAUAUUAAGACUGAGAUUAACCCUGAUGAUCCUGAGGCAUUUUAUGGCUAUCAUUUUAGUCCCUUUCCAAAGUUUCGGUUUGUAAUAACUGACGCAUAUGACCUCAGCAUUCUCGGGAGGAGAAGGAACAGUAAGAAACACAAUAAAUCUGUACAGAUCCUGAAAGCAAACAACAAAAAUGCAAACCCCAAUAGCCCAGAAGGCCUUGCUGGACUGAAUAUUCGCUUUUUGGGAUUUAACGGAGGUUUCAGUCAAGAGCAGCUAGAAUGGCUAAAUGCUGUUUUAGAUUUCUCCGAUCAGAACCAGGAAAAGGUAACAGUCAUUGGUCACCUUCCUGUCCACCCAGACUCUACGGAUCCAAUGUGUGUUGCCUGGAACUUUAAUGAGAUGCUUUCGAUGCUCCAGGCACACACUAGUGUGGUAUGCUUCAUAGCAGGACAUGAUCACGAUGGUGGCUACUACUUGGACAGCUGUGGAAUUCAUCAUCUUACCUUUGAAGGCGUGAUUGAAACAUCAGCAGACAGUCAAGCAUUUGGUACAGUUCAUGUAUACGAAGACAGAAUGAUCCUUAAGGGAAGGGGAAGGAUUCCAAGGAGAGUUUUGUGGUACAGAGAAAGAUAAAUUAAUGGAUUUGUGUUGCUUUGUAGUCUGGCAGUUGAGUGGUACAAUGUAGUAUCUGCAGCAUUGGGUUGGGAUGGCCAUCUGACAUUUAUUUGCACAAAUUUGCCUUGAAUUAUUGGCUGCAAUUUUUAACCAAACUCAAACACCUUAGCACUUCAUUAGUUGUAGAAGACAUUCUCCAAAGGAGAAUUUUUACAAGGCCCUUAAAUUUUCACAGGGUUAAAUAAAAGAUAGGGAAAACCUGAGCAAUUACACCUUUUAUGAUUUCUGGCAUUUGAUUCAAUUUGAGUUUGCAUCACUGUGAAUUCCGGGUGUCAUUUUGGAUUCCUAAACUGAAUUAUUAUAUCAAUUUCUUUCCUAAAAUGUUUUAUAGUCAGUGAAAUCUUCAUGGUGUAAUAUGGGAAACAGAGAAACCAUUUCCAUUUAUCAGCAAUAGGAUCAUCUGCUUUUUUUUGUGAUGUUAAAGAAGGAAUAUGUUUUUGCCAGAAUACCUUUGAUCAUGACUUCGCAUAUUUACGUUGUUCUGAGGAGAGUUUUGGAUAGAGCAGGGGUUCCCAACCCUUUUUAUGCCAUGGACCCCUGCCAUUAACCGAGGGGUCUGUGGACCCCAGGUUGGGAACCCUUGGAUUUGAGUGUUAAAUGUUAUCUUAAUAUAUUGAUUUGGAUAACAUUAUUGGUAUUAUAUGUUUAACAUUCAAAUGCAUCGGUAAAGCUAGCCAUGAUGUUCAUGGCAACACAACUCCGCAUCAUAUUAAGUGUAUUGUAAAAUUUCAAAACAUUUUUGCAAGAUUUUACAAAGUAUUUAAGAUUGUGUAAUUAAUUAUAAUGAAGUACCUUGUGUUACAGCUGCUUUUGCACUUUUAACGAUUUUACACAGCAUUUGACUCAUGCUGGUGUUGUCUCCUUUCUGUAUAACUUGAUUGGAACAGUUUUGUGGUUUCUUUAUAAACGUGCCUAGUUUGCCCUGGCCCUGAAUACCCCCCCCCCCCCCCCCAACA